Messenger RNA from Thermothelomyces thermophilus ATCC 42464, 3313 nucleotides. RefSeq lists its product as uncharacterized. Gene Ontology annotation, cellular component: COPII vesicle coat; endoplasmic reticulum exit site. The record is from RefSeq and is a predicted model, not a curated record. Gene Ontology annotation, biological process: intracellular protein transport; COPII-coated vesicle cargo loading; endoplasmic reticulum to Golgi vesicle-mediated transport. The transcript is spliced from 2 exons. Gene Ontology annotation, molecular function: zinc ion binding; SNARE binding. Bases 230 to 3076 code for a protein of 948 amino acids. Lineage: Eukaryota; Fungi; Ascomycota; Sordariomycetes; Sordariales; Chaetomiaceae.
ACUCGCGCCAAUCCAAAGCUCGCUCCACAGUCCGCCACUGACCAACGACGCCAUUCGGCCUUCCUGCCAGCUCUCCGUUUCCCAGAACCGCACAACCUGCGCGUACGUUACCAAAAGUCAACGCACCACCCUCGGCCAUCCCGUUGGUGUUGUUGACGCUGCACUGCCCUCUCGGUCUCAGCCUCCUUCCCGAUACGCGCUGCAGCAGCGUCCCACGGCCGAGUUCACCAUGUCCGCUCCUCACGACGGCUACGGCCAGUAUCCGCCCCAGCAGCCCGGCGAGCAGCCCCCGUACCCUGACCCAGCCUAUGCGACUCAGGCGGACGCCCCGCCGCCGCCCGCCAGCACACAUCACGCUCCCGAGCACGGCAAGAAAAAGAAGCGCACAUACGCUGCCGGUGCAUUCGAGGUUGGUACCGGGGCCAAUGCGGUACUAGGGGGCCAGGCGCAAGGGGGUGGCCAGUUUGGAGCUCCCGUCCCGGGAUACGGAGGCUACCCACAACCAGAAGCCUCUUCCGCCGUUUAUGGCGCCCAGCCGACUGCCUACGGCGCCCAGCCGCAACAGCCGUAUGGGAUGCCCCAGCCGGCGGCACCCGUCGCGGGCUACCAGGUCCCGGAGCCCUACUACCCCUCUGCUGGAGCCCCUCCGGCCCCAGGCGGCGUUGCCGGUUUGACGGCCGGCAUGUCGGCCAUGAAUCUCGGCCCUGGAGCGCAGCAGCAGCAGCCGCAGCUCCCGCCGCAAGCGAGAGCCGGACCUCUCAACCAACUCUACCCGACCGAUCUGCUCAACCAACCGUUCAAUGUCUCAGAGCUGGACCUCCCUCCGCCCCCCAUCAUCUUACCCCCGAACUCUAGCGUUACUCCUUCGCCCGACGCGAAUUGCGCCCCCAAGUAUGUGCGAUCGACACUCAACGCCAUCCCCACGACGCACUCCCUGCUCAAGAAGAGCAAGCUUCCGCUGGCGCUUGUUAUCCAGCCCUACGCGUCCCUCCACGACCUGGAUGACCCUGUUCCCGUUGUGCAAGAUCAGGUUAUUUCGCGUUGCCGGAGGUGCAGAUCCUACAUCAACCCCUUUGUGACCUUUUUGGACCACGGCCACCGAUGGCGCUGCAACAUGUGUAACCUCACCAACGAUGUGCCUCAGGCAUUCGACUGGGACGCUGCGGCCCAGAAGACGGUGGAUCGGUGGCAGCGACACGAGCUCAACCACGCCGUUGUCGAGUUUGUCGCCCCGCAGGAGUACAUGGUCCGCCCCCCGCAACCGCUGGUCUAUCUGUUCCUGUUCGACGUCAGCUAUGCCGCCGUGUCGACCGGUCUCCUGGCCACCAGCGCCCGCACCAUCCUCGACAGCCUUAACAGGAUCCCGAAUGCCGACCGCCGCACCCGGCUCGGCUUCAUUGCCGUCGACUCGAGCUUGCAUUACUUCUCGGUGCCCAAGGACGCCGACGAGAACAGCGAGACGAGCAUGCUUGUAGUCAGCGACCUGGACGAGCCGUUCCUUCCCGUUCCGCAAGAGCUGCUCAUUCCCCUGACCGAGUGCCGGAACAACAUCGAGAACUUCCUCGCCAAGCUUCCCGACAUGUUUGCCAACAACCAGAACAAUGGGUCGUGCAUGGGCUCUGCCCUUAGGGCUGGCCAUAAGCUCAUCUCCCCUCUCGGCGGCAAGAUCGUCGUCCUCAGCGCAUCACUCCCCAACGUAGGCUACGGCAAGCUCGACAUGCGCGAGGACAAGAAGCUGCUGGGCACGUCCAAGGAGAGCAGCCUGCUCCAGACGGCCAACAGUUUCUACAAGAGCUUCGCGGUCGAGUGCUCCAAGAACCAGGUCUCGGUAGACAUGUUCCUGUUCUCGUCCCAGUACCAGGAUGUCGCAUCGCUCAGCAAUCUCCCCAGGUACACGGGCGGCCAAACCUGGUUCUACCCGGGAUGGAACGCGGGCCGCCCAGAGGACGCCAUCAAGUUCGCAUCCGAGUUCAGCGAUUAUCUCUCAUCCGAGAUCGGCCUGGAAGCGGUUCUUCGGGUUCGGGCGACCACGGGCCUGCGCAUGAGCACAUUCUACGGCAACUUCUUCAACAGGAGCUCUGACCUUUGUGCCUUCCCUGCCUUCCCGCGCGACCAAUGCUACGUUGUCGAGGUGGCCAUCGACGAGAACUUGACCAAGAACGUCGUUUGCCUGCAGACGGCGGUGCUGCACACGACGUGCAAUGGCGAGCGCCGCAUCCGUGUCUUGACGCUCGCUCUGCCGACCACCAGCAACCUCGCCGAUGUCUAUGCUUCGGCCGAUCAGUGUGCCAUCACAACCUACUACAGCCACAAGGCCGUAGAGAGGGCGCUGAGCAACGGACUCGACUCUGCCAGGGAUCUGCUGCAGAGCAAGAUCACCGAGCUUCUACAGACCUUCAGAAAGGAGCUUGCCGGCGGCAGUAUGGGCGGCGGCUUGCAGUUCCCAUCCAACCUCCGGGGCCUUCCGGCUCUGUUCCUGGGCUUGAUCAAGCAUGUCGGUCUCAGAAAAUCGGCGCAGAUUCCGUCGGACCUCAGGUCCGCCGCCCUCUGCCUGCUUUCGACCCUCCCCCUGCCCCUGCUGGUGCAAUACAUUUACCCCCGCCUCUACUCGCUCCACGACAUGCCUGACAACGCGGGCUACCCCGAUCCGGAGACGAGCCAAAUCGUGCUCCCCCCGCCGGUGAACCUGUCAUCGGAGAGAUUUGUAUCCUACGGCCUCUACCUCAUCGACGACGGCCAGACACAGUUCUUGUGGGUCGGCCGCGACGCUGUUCCGCAGUUGCUCGUAGACGUGUUUGGCGUGACCGACCGCGCUCAGCUGCGGGUCGGAAAGGGUUCGGUGCCGGAGCUCGACAACGACUUCAACGAGCGUGUACGCGCCGUUAUCCAGAAGAGCCGCGACCAUAAGUCGAGAGGGGUUGGCAGCGUCGUCGUGCCGCAUCUCUACAUUGUCCGCGAGGAUGGCGAGCCUAGCCUCAAGCUGUGGGCCCAGACGCUCUUGGUGGAAGACCGGGCGGAUCAAGGGAUGAGUUUCCAGCAGUGGAUGGGGACGCUGAGGGAGAAGGUUAGUAUCUGAUGGCGCGGAAAUCCCGUGCUCGCGUUGUGGGAACACGGCGCUGAUAUCCCAAACAGGUUGUUCAAUAAUGAAGAAGAUCUGCUGCGCAAACCAGGGGAAACUGUCUCGGGGUGUAUGUACGCGUCGGUAAUGCUUGCAGUGAAUAGAUUUACAGAGCCAAGUUCUGAAGAAAGGAGAAUGCAUUGCCGGCCCGUCGCCGUUUUCACGAGAAGCCACUUGGAACGCCUUCGGCCAUCC